AUUGUUCAGGAGUCGAAUCGCCCGAGUCCAAUGGCGCCCGCUCGCGAGUUGGGAUAGAGGAAGAAGGCUUCACGAGUUUGCGUCUCAUCGAGGAAGAAGAAGAGCGGAUGACGACGAGGAGGUGGUGGUGGUGGUGACGAGGAGGUGGUGGUGGUGACGAGGUGGUGGUGGUGGAGGAGACGCGGCGCCAUGGCCAAGGACCUCCCGCCCGGCAACCCGGAGCUGAUCGCCGCCAUCGUUGACCACCUCAAGUCUCAGGGCCUCUUCGACCAAUUCCGCAGAGACUGCCUGGCGGACUUCGACACCAGGCCUGCUUACCAGAACCUCCGCGAGAGAAUGGAUUCGUUCGUGUCCAAUCACUUGGGUCACCAGAAUUGGACUCCGGAGAUCAACAAAAAUCAAAUGAGAAACGGACUCCGACAGACAAUCCUGCAGUCGGGCAUGUUGGAGUCUGCCGUGAACCGCAUCGUCCAUCAAGUGGUCAACCCAAAGAUCAGCACGUUCUUUCGGCCGCAGAUCGAAAACGUGGUGCACGAGUAUCUUGGCGUGAACGAGGAGGGGGAGGUUGUGGCGGCAGGAGCGGCGGCAGGAGCGGCUCCCCCGCCUCCUCCGCUCCCUCCUAUGGACACCGACUCCCAGGAUCCGCACGCUCCACCGGCGAUGGAAGCCGAGGCGGCGGCAGCAGCAGCAGACACUGACGUGGCCACAACGGAGGAGGCUGUAUAUCCGCAGUAGUGCAGGCGAAGCUUCGCAACUUUUUUCUGCCUGUCAAGAGCUUGUUUUCAUCGCAAGUGUUCGGUUGUCUUUGAGAGACGUCAUUAUGAACGAAGCAUCUCAUGUUGUCGUGCUUUUUUCAGAGAUAGUCUAUAUUUGGUUUUAUUCGGUUGUGUUUUUUUUCCCUCUGUAAACAUUUACAAAGUCACGUUUAAGAACCAAUAUUUUUAAGCGUGUUUGGAUUUUUUUUUACUGUGGCGAUGUUUUAUAAUUGUCAUAUUGAAAAAAUGUGUCCGUGGCUCUCAUCAACCAGUCCACGAAAUGGGCAAAACUAAUUUAAUGAUGUUUAAUGUAAAUUAGAUUGUAUGUAGUGUCUGAUCAGCUGGCUUAUAGUUAAUGUGUACUUAGUUGAGCUGUUAGGAUCUCAAACCCCAAAUUAUAUUUUUUCAGUGAAAAAGUUCAGUUGCCUAUCUUCCCACCCAAAUUCUUCCCAGUAAUGAACCCAGUAAACUGUCAAACUAAAAUCGUAUGUUCACGCUGUGUACUUUGAAUCCAUCUCACAACACAAAACCCAAAUAUGUCCUCUAGCCUCAGGGGCUUUCAGACUGGUUUAAAAUAAUGUAUUUAGAAGGCAAAAGAGUCACAUGUCUGGGUCUCAUAAGCAGUCAGGCUCAUGAAACGCUGCCAGAUUAUCGGAUGUUAUUGGCAGGAGUACUGCAUGUUUGGCACAAAUCUAAUUAAAUACCUUGUAUUGUUAAGCAUUAUGGGUAAAUAAACAAGUCGACUUCCAUCUGUUCACACUGUUAUUUUACAACAGUCUGGUCCAAGGCUAAUAUUAUCCAGCGCCAUUUGUUUAAGAAAGCAAAUUUGUCGAGUUUAGAUUGUCUGGGCCUCAUCAGGGUUUGUAAAUGCUUCUGGAUUGGAAGAUGUCUCGCUGUGGCAAAGCUGGUCCAGUGUUCUGUUUAAGACUGCUGGAAAGCAGACCACGUGGGUGAAACUGCUGUAGCACGAAAAUAAUUUCU
Lethenteron reissneri (Far Eastern brook lamprey) is the source of this 1736-nucleotide messenger RNA. RefSeq names its product biorientation of chromosomes in cell division protein 1-like. The record is from RefSeq and is a predicted model, not a curated record. NCBI's taxonomy places the organism in Eukaryota, Metazoa, Chordata, Hyperoartia, Petromyzontiformes, Petromyzontidae.